AUGACUCCCGCUGCGUCCAGCAAGGGAGGACAGGGUAUCCCUCUCAUAAACAUGAAUAUUGCGCUACUCUCCAGGGACCCUCGAUAUAUCCACCAAGACCACCCAAGAGCGGUGGCACCCCCACUCCGAAAAUUCACAGACAGCCACACGGACACAAUCACAUCGCUGGUGCUAGAUCCCCUCAGGCCCAACAUUCUGAUCUCGGGCAGCACAGACGGCCUAGUAAACGUCUUCGACGUCAGCAUUGCUGAAGAAGAAGACGCACUCUUCCAAGUCGUCAACCACGGGAGCGCCGUCCACCGCACCGGCCUCACUCCUGGCCCGCUCGACCGCAAGGACAUCUAUGUGCUCGGCACCGACGAGACGGCCUCGUUCCACGCGCUGGACGGCGAGGAAGUGGUCGAGAUGGCACCGUCGUCGGUGGUGAUGGGGGAUUUCCGAUCGGCUUUGGGAUGCGAGUACGCAGUCGAUAUCGUUGCUGGGUACAUCGCGGUGGGAAGCCAUCGGGACGCCCAGCACCUCGAUCUAAUCCCUCUCUCGAGGGAGCUCCCCGACAUGCCUAAUGUGAACGCCGUGACUAGGCUCCCGGGUGCUCAUGGAGAGGAUAUAGUGCGGGAUAUCUACAUUGAGGGCGAUACGACUUUCACAUGCGGUGAGGAUGGCAUAGUGCGGGCUUGGCGGCCGGCGGAAGAGGUAGCGGUGAAGGAGGAGAGGGAUGCAGAGUUCAGAAGUAGAAGGGAGAGAAAGAAGGGAGGAGAUGUCAAGAUCAAGAAGGAGGGGGAGAGGUUCAAGCCGUAUUGA
Coniosporium apollinis CBS 100218 is the source of this 801-nucleotide messenger RNA. RefSeq lists its product as uncharacterized. NCBI's taxonomy places the organism in Eukaryota, Fungi, Ascomycota, Dothideomycetes. The record is from RefSeq and is a predicted model, not a curated record. The coding region runs from base 1 to 801 and encodes 266 amino acids. Gene Ontology annotation, molecular function: protein binding. The transcript has 3 exons.